Tachysurus fulvidraco (yellow catfish) is the source of this 1008-nucleotide messenger RNA. RefSeq names its product NADH:ubiquinone oxidoreductase complex assembly factor 4 (gene ndufaf4). Gene Ontology annotation, biological process: mitochondrial respiratory chain complex I assembly. Bases 127 to 663 code for a protein of 178 amino acids. Gene Ontology annotation, cellular component: mitochondrion. NCBI's taxonomy places the organism in Eukaryota, Metazoa, Chordata, Actinopteri, Siluriformes, Bagridae. The transcript is spliced from 3 exons. The record is from RefSeq and is a predicted model, not a curated record.
CACACACACACACACACACACACACACACACACACACACACACACACACACACACACACACACACACACACACACACACACACACACACACACACACACACACACACACACAGGUAAGUAAUAGACAUGGGCGCGCGCGUGAGUCGCCUGUUCAGAAACUUUAACCUAGAGGCUCGCGCGCACCGUGAAAUCGGCAAAACCAAACCAGAAGCGGCGCCACGAUACACCGUACCGGUUCAUCACAGUAACAGCGUUCCGGCCGUGUGUGUUACAGUGAGUCAGAUCCAGAUGAAGGACGAUCCGCUACUGAACCGACUGCGACAAGUUUAUGUGGAUUCUAAAGACCCACAAACACCGACUCUAGCAGGUGUAAGGAGGCAGCAGAAGGUGGACUUCCGGCCUCUCAGUACCUCACUGGCGCCACCUGGAGUGUGUGAUGUUACAGAUGUGCCCAAAGGGAAGCUGAACAUUGUGGAAGCGCUAACCGCUCUAAACAAACAUAAGCUAACACCUGAGGAGUGGCCAGCUGACAGGAUAGCACAGGAGCUAAUGCUAGAACACAGCGACGCACAAGCGUUAACAUGCUACUUUAUUCCCUUUAACAUUAAAGUCAUUAAAGCCCCCCGAGCCGAUGACAUACAGACGCGUGUCACUGACCCCUAAUGCACUGUUACUGCGCUUUUCUCCCAUAUUGUGCUUACAUAUUGUAGAAUUAUUAUUUGGCCACAAUUAAUAUUCAUUAAUAUAAGAAAUGUUUAAUGUCCUGAUAAUUCCUAAAUUAGUUACUGUAUAAAAACACUUUAUUUAGCAGUAAUUGUGUUUUAUAUAAGUGACGGCAGAUGAAGUUUCUUUUUAUAAAAAUGAAAAAGAACUUUAUUUUAAAAUCCAUCAACCAAACGUAUAUAAAUUAUUUAAUGUGAUGAAAAUACCAGACCCCUGUUUUGUUAUACUUUUUCUUUCCUCAUUUAUGCUUUAAAUAAUAAAAGUUCAACAAUAUAGAAAUGGAAA